AUGGGAGGUUUGAUGAGUUACUUUCGAGGUCUGUUCGGCCAAAGAGAGAUGCGAAUACUUAUUUUAGGCCUUGAUGGUGCUGGUAAAACUACUAUUUUAUAUAGAAUUCAGGUUGGUGAAGUGGUAACUACGAUUCCUACAAUUGGUUUUAAUGUUGAACAAGUUACAUAUAAAAAUUUGAAAUUUCAGGUUUGGGAUCUUGGCGGCCAAACGUCUAUUCGCCCAUACUGGAGGUGUUAUUAUUCAAACACUGACGCUAUUAUUUAUGUUGUUGACUCUGCCGAUAAAGACAGAAUUGGUAUCUCAAAACAGGAACUAGUUUCUAUGCUUGAGGAGGAAGAACUCAAGUCAGCCGUACUAAUAGUCUUAGCCAACAAACAGGACAUUCCUGGAUGUCUUUCUGUAGCAGAAAUUCACCGUGCUCUAGGUUUGGAAGCAUUACGAAACAGAACCUUCCAAAUUUUUAAAACUUCAGCUACAAAGGGUGAAGGCCUAGACGAGGCAAUGGAAUGGUUGUCGAAUACGCUUCAGCAGCGAAAAUAA
Messenger RNA from Enterobius vermicularis (human pinworm), 543 nucleotides. Lineage: Eukaryota; Metazoa; Nematoda; Chromadorea; Rhabditida; Oxyuridae. The record is from the annotation of a GenBank genome assembly.